AUGGGUAAAUACACAGAUGCAGUCCUACCACAAGAGCUUCAUCUUGGACUUGCAAUGUUGGGUACAUUCUUUGUUUCCUCUUCGAUAGGAACUGUCGUGCUUUUCGGGUUUGUGGGUUUCAGCUGGGCAGCUUCCGCCUGGAUCCCGUAUGCGUUUGUUGGUGCAGAAGUGUCAUCUGGCUACUUUACAACACACGCCUAUGAAGCUGUUACGAUGAACGAAAGUCCAGUUGGUGACGGUGACGAGGAAAAGAGUCUAGAGGGUAAUAGUAUCCCGAACAUCGGAGAAUGCUUGGGGCUAGUAUAUGGCAUCCAUAACGUAUCAAUAUGUCUGCCAUAG
Messenger RNA from Paecilomyces variotii, 339 nucleotides. RefSeq lists its product as hypothetical. NCBI's taxonomy places the organism in Eukaryota, Fungi, Ascomycota, Eurotiomycetes, Eurotiales, Thermoascaceae. The coding region runs from base 1 to 339 and encodes 112 amino acids. The transcript has a single exon. The record is from RefSeq and is a predicted model, not a curated record.